Molecule: messenger RNA, 2645 nt
Organism: Drosophila willistoni
Lineage: Eukaryota; Metazoa; Arthropoda; Insecta; Diptera; Drosophilidae
Gene: drongo
Product: alpha-protein kinase 1
Exons: 6
Coding region: 60-1958 (632 amino acids)
Source: RefSeq, a predicted model, not a curated record
UUUGGAGCCCAAACAUUGUACGCGGACUGACUCCCCCACAUCGUGUGAAAUCGAUUUCAAUGGCCACUUUUACCCAGGAUGAGAUCGAUUUCCUCAAAUCGCAUGGCAAUGAGCUGUGCUCGAAAACCUGGCUGGGUCUAUGGGAUCCCAAGCGUGCCUCUCAACAGCAGCAGGAUCAGCGGGAGCUAAUCAUCGAUAAAUAUGAACGAAAGCGUUACUACUUGGAGCCGGGUAGUCCAUUAAAGUCAUUGAAUCUAAAAUCAUCUCCAGCACAGAACUCCAAUGCGAGUGCUGUUCGCCCAAAUCAAAAUGGUCAUCAUCAUCAUCAUCAUCAGCAGCAGCAGCAGCAUCAACCAAAUGGAGUCAGUUUGGUAGGAAUGUCGACCAAUGGCUAUGCGAGCAUUCAACUGACGCCUCCUGCUGCUCAGCGUACAUCGAAUGGCCAACAGAAGGCAGUGGCAACGGUUGCCACCGCGUCCAGCACAACGGCAAUCAGUCGACCUCAGCACCAUCAUCACCAUAAUCAGCAUCAUCAUGAUGCUUUUGGCUCUUUGGCAAAUGGUCUGACUAGCCUAAAUAGUGCCGGCUCCACAUCGACGGGCGCAUUGUCCGAUACGAGCAGCUGUGCCAGCAAUGGCUUUGCCGCCGAAUCCGACUUUGUGGCCGACUUUGGUUCGGCCAAUAUCUUUGAUGCCACAUCGGCGAGGUCAGCGGGAUCGCCAGCUGUCUCCUCUGCCUCGUCUGUUAGUUCGACCAAUGGCUAUGCAAAAGUACAACCAUUGAGAGCGGCCCAUCUGCUGCAGCAGCAGCAACAGCAACAGCAGCAGCAGGCCCUUCUCAAUGGAAGUGCCAUUUCAAAUGGCAACACGGAGAAUUUCGCAGACUUUGACCAUGCCCCCAUCUAUAAUGCAGCGGCUGUAAGCAACAGUUCAAAUGCUACGGCUUUCCAUGAUUGGAUCAGCGAUUGGAGUAGACGAGGGUUUCAUGAUCCUUUUGAUGAUGAUGACGAUGCUGAUGAUGCUAAUGAUUUUAAAAUUUUGACGCCACCUCCACCUGUGCCGCCUGCUCCCUACUGCCCCCCGCCCGCAGAUAAUGAACCAGCACCAAUGCCUAGCAUUGACAUCGGUAACUUUUGGAGUCACCAAGAAGAAGAUGAUGACGAUGAUGAAGAUCAAGACGCGUUCUGCUCACAGUUGUCGCCUUUGAACCCCUUUCUACCUUAUCUCAACAAUGAGAGGCGGCAGCGAAACAGGUCAACAGCAGCAGGUCCUAGUCGAAGUGGGACAUCUUUCUGUUCGUCCUUCGUUCCUUCCAAUAGUUACUUUACCAGCAGCAAUGAUAACUCUGAAGAACAACCGACAAAUAUUUUCAAUGGCAAUUUCCAUGAUAUUUUCACAUGGAGCGCGCCACUACAAAAUGGACAUCUUAACGGUGGCAGCAAGGCCACGCCGUCAAAGAGCAGUCCCAGUGAGGACCGUUAUGCAGCCCUAAAGGACCUCGACGAGCAGCUACGUGAGCUGAAGGCCAGCGAGACGGCGCCAGUUGUAACAAAUGAAGCACCCACGCCUACCAACGGCAAUGGCAAUGGCCACUUUAUUGAAACUUUUGGCACAGGCCACAUCAUCAAUAACAACAACAAUCCAAAUCCCUUCAAGGGCCAGCAGCAGCAGCUCAGCAAUCACAUAGUGAAUCCAUUCCAGCAACAGCAAUCGCAACAGAAUCUCUAUGGCCAGCUAACGCUCAUACCAAAUGGUUAUGCAAUCAAUCCCCAACAGCAGCAGCAGGCGGCACAUCCUCAUCCACAGCAGCAGCAGCAGCAGCAGCAACAGCAGCAGCAAGCCAGUUUCUUUAAUUUUAACAAUAAUGGUUACGCCUUAAGCCAGGGACUGCCUAAUGCCUGUGGAUUUGGCAUGGCCAAUAAUCCCUUUGCAGCGAAUACCAACAAUCCGUUCUUAUGAGGCAGUAGCAGCGGCAACGCCGGAAGUGGCGGAAAUGGCGGCAGCUAGCUGAAUGGAUGCCCCAUGUGAACCGAAAUUUAGUCCAUUUUACGAACAAUAGCUAUUAAUCUAUAUAAUGUAAAUCACACAUAUAUAUAUAUAUAUAUAUAGAUAGCGAGAGAUCGACCCCAUGAUAAUGAUUAUGAUCAUAUAUAUAAUAUUGAUAAUGAUAUAUAUAUAUUUAUAUAUAUAUUCUUUUACAAGCUAACUUUACUCUAAAUGUUUACAUAAAGAACAAAGAUAUGUAUUUGUAUUUACCGUUUGCCUUUAGUAGGACUUUUUACUAACCAAAACUUAACAUAAACUACUACAAUAUGUACGAUAUAUAUGUACAUACAUAUACAUUGCAUACAUAAACUAACUAAAACUCUAGUAAGGGAUUCGCGAUUCAUUUCCCUUUAGCUCCCUACGAUUAUCUAUUUCUCUCUAUCCCUUCUUUUUAUACGCUUUCGCUUCUAAUUUUGUUUGCGUUUGGCAGAAGAACAACAAAAACAAAAAAAAAAUCAGUUAUUGUGUGGCCUUAAUAAGAUUAUAAAACUGAUCAAUCUUCAAAAAAAUACUACUAUCAAAACAAAGAAAAAAAACAUAAUAUACAAACAAAAACUAUUUAAAUGCGUAAAUAUAUAUAUUAUUGCUUUUGUACCUAAA